AUGAAGCUGAAAACGAUGAUUGUGAUCCUCUGUGCAGUGGCACUAGUCUCUGCUGAUGGUGGAGGUGGAGGAGGAAAAGGAGGAGGAGGUGGAGGACAUGGAGGAGGAGGAGGAGGAUACGGUGGGGGUGGAGGAAGUGGAGGUUACGGCGGUAAAGGAGGCGGCGGUGGAGGACAUGGAGGAGGAGGAGGAGCAGGAUACGGUGGGGGUGGAGGAAGUGGAGGUUACGGUGGUAAAGGAGGCGGCGGUGGAGGGCAUGGAGGAGGAGGUGGAGGAGGCUACAGUGGUGGUGGUGGAGGAAGUGGAGGCUAUGGUGGAAAAGGAGGUGGAGGCAGCGGAGGUUAUGGUGGAAGCGAUGGUGGUGGAGGAGGUUACGGCGGAAGUGGAGGUGGCGGUGGAGGAUUUGGAGGAGGAUAUGGAGGCAGUAGCGGUAGUGGAGGCUACGGUGGGAGCGGAGGCGGAGGCUACGGAGGAAGUGGAGGCGGAGGUUACGGAGGAAGCGGAGGCGGUGGUGGAGGAUACGGUGGCAGCGGAGGAGGAGGAGGAGGAUUUGGAGGCGGUAGUGGAGGGUAUGGUCGCUGAGGAGUGCAGUUCACAAGUCAUGUACUGUAAAAGACCUCCAUGAAUAAAGCAAAUAAUUACUAAUCAUUCUUUCAAUCUCUCCCGUUUCGAAAUUUCAUUUUAGUGUGUCAGUUUCUCCAAGAUGGAAUAACAUCUCCGCAUGACAGCGUCCUCGUGACUAGAAACCUAUUAGUGUUUACUCUUUGGUUUUAGCAAUGACAAAAUAAUGAAGUUGUCAAUAAUGGAACAGUGAGAAUAAAGUCAUCAAAAUUC
Messenger RNA from Macrobrachium nipponense, 834 nucleotides. RefSeq lists its product as uncharacterized. The record is from RefSeq and is a predicted model, not a curated record. Bases 1 to 582 code for a protein of 193 amino acids. Lineage: Eukaryota; Metazoa; Arthropoda; Malacostraca; Decapoda; Palaemonidae. The transcript is spliced from 3 exons.